UUCGACGUCCUGUCAACUGUGUCGUGUUGUCGCAACCGGACCGGGGUUAUUCCCCAAUUGAAUUCUUCGCCUGUUUCCCACCCUAUAUCCGAUUUGAGGUCGACUCUUGAGGACAAAACGCCCGGAAAUUUUAGAAGGCUGUCCCAAUGGCUAUAGGGACAAUUCAGAACGAAUAAUUCCAUUCGGCGUACUGUCUGCUCAUCUUUUUCUCCCCAGUCGAGGAGCGUCAAGCAAGGUAACAGGAAGUGACUAAUACUCUGGUUCCUGAAUCCAUACUGGACCUACCAAUCACAGCCAUGAUCUAUAUCCUUGUCUCAAUGAAGAGCUAGCAGGCCAUACAGCAUACUACCCUGCACAGCGCGAAUCUGCCGAAACGAGCAAGGGAGGUAACUCCGUGCUCUGUUCCCUGGCAGGACGUUCCGUUGAAGAAAAGGGACUGUGGAGAAGGAAGUGCACAUUUCGAUAAUAGCUCAUUAGACCCUCAAUAUAUCAUCCUGGACGGAUAUAACCCGGAGUCGCCUCCGUUACCGAUGCUGGGAUCUCAAACACCAAUCAUCGCAUGCAGGCGAUUUUUCGAUCGUUUAUCACACCCUGGCAAUCUAAAUUGGGAUCCAUCUCAAACACUUUCGACGGCCAUAGUUCCGUAUGGGGCUUCCUUUGGCCUCCCAGAGUCCUGGCGCUUCGUCUAUCUCCAUGAAACAGCCAGUUCGGCGGCAUGGCGGUCCGCAGCACCGGACAGGGCAACACGGUCAGAAUUCUCCGUGAUGAAUUCGGAGGCAUCCAGACACACCCUAGCGAUCUAUUGUCAACGGCCUCAAUAGACAUAUAAAGAGGCAUCGCCCUCUCGAGAAUAGGACAUCAUCUCUGCAGGACAGACAGACAGCAAAUAUCAAUUGACUUCGCUCUCUAUCAAACUCCGCAAUGCAUCAACGUGCCCUUCUUUUCUCUGCUCUUUGGUCGGCCGUCAGCGCCCAACAGGCCGGAACGCUCACAGAAGAAAGUCACCCGGCUUUGACCUGGCAGAAAUGUACCUCUGGUGGUAGCUGCACGGAGCAGAAGGGCUCGGUUGUGAUUGACUCCAACUGGCGCUGGCUCCACGACGUCGAUGGCAGUACAAACUGCUACACCGGCAACACCUGGGACGAAGAACUCUGCCCAGACAACGAGGCCUGUGCUACGAACUGUGCCUUGGAUGGUGCAGACUACAGCGGCACUUACGGUGUGACCACUAGUGGCGACGCCCUCACCCUGAAGUUCGUCACUGGCGAAAACGUUGGUUCUCGUUUGUACCUCAUGGACAGCAGCGAUGAGAAGUACCAGACGUUUGACCUCAUCGAUAACGAGUUCACCUUUGACGUGGACGUCUCCGAGCUUCCCUGCGGCCUGAACGGUGCUCUGUACUUCACCUCCAUGGAUGCCGACGGCGGUGUUGAGAGAUACCCCGAGAACAAGGCCGGUGCCAAGUACGGAACUGGUUACUGUGACUCGCAGUGCCCUCGGGAUUUGAAGUUCAUCAACGGAAAGGCCAACGUGGAAGGUUGGGAAGGCUCGGACAGCGACGCCAACGCUGGAGUUGGUGGACACGGCUCUUGCUGCCCCGAGAUGGACAUCUGGGAGGCCAACAGCAUUUCGAGCGCUUACACUCCUCACCCCUGCGACGACGUCAAGCAGACCAUGUGCGAGGGUGAUAGCUGCGGUGGAACCUACUCCGGCGAACGUUACGCCGGUACCUGCGACCCCGACGGAUGUGACUUCAACUCCUUCCGGAUGGGCAACGAGAGCUUCUACGGCCCCGGCAAGACUGUCGACACCAACGAGAAGAUCACCGUCGUGACCCAGUUCAUCAGCGGCUCCUCCGGCUCCCUGUCCGAGAUCAAGCGAUUCUACGUGCAGGGCGGCAAGGUGAUCCCCAACUCCGAGUCCGAAAUUCCCGACGUGAGCGGCAACUCCAUCACCUCGGAAUUCUGCGACGCCCAGAAGGCGGCCUUCGGUGACGAGACCAUCUUCCAGGACCACAACGGCCUCAAGGGCAUGGGAGACGCUCUCGGCGCCAUGGUCCUCAUCAUGAGUGUCUGGGACGACCACUACGCCAGCAUGAAGUGGCUCGACAGCACCUACCCCGAGGAUUCCACUGCCCUUGGUUCGGCUCGUGGUACCUGCGAGCCCGGCGAGGGUGACCCCGACAAGGUUCGGUCCGCGCACCCCGAUGCCACCGUUACCUUCUCCAACAUCAAGUUCGGUCCUAUCGGCUCGACCUUCGAUGCUCCCUCUUCUUAGAUGGAGAAGAACGGACUUUCUGAGAAACUCCGAGGUUUGCAUAGGUCUUGCAGAAGUGAAAGUGAUUCCCCUAUCAAGACAAUGUACAUAAAUUAAAAAGCAAGAGGAGACGGGGUACAGAGACCAUGAUACAAGGCAGGCCAGGCUAGCUCCUAGCUUGCCCUUUUGAUCAUGAGUUUUCGACUUUUCUUUUCUUGCCGGUUGUUUCCUUUCUUUGACUCCUCUGGCAGUCAGUCGCCUUUCGUUCUUAGUUUAUGUUUCUUUCUUGUCUCUUUCUCUGUACUGAGUUAGAUUGAAUUGAAG
This is a messenger RNA of Aspergillus melleus, 2580 nucleotides long. RefSeq names its product glycoside hydrolase family 7 protein. The record is from RefSeq and is a predicted model, not a curated record. Gene Ontology annotation, biological process: carbohydrate metabolic process. NCBI's taxonomy places the organism in Eukaryota, Fungi, Ascomycota, Eurotiomycetes, Eurotiales, Aspergillaceae. The transcript is spliced from 3 exons. Gene Ontology annotation, molecular function: hydrolase activity, hydrolyzing O-glycosyl compounds. Bases 922 to 2277 code for a protein of 451 amino acids.